GGGUAUCGACGGCGUUUAACGAGGUAAUGUUUUGUUCGCAGUAGUGUGAGGAUAACAAGCCAGCGGAUCUGAGUUGCGGUUACAAGCCCUUGUCAGGCGACGGCUGAUAAAACUGAAAACAUUUGCAGCAGUUUCUCAGAAGAUUUCUGGUUUAACGGCGACGAAGAAACAAGCUUUUCUGUCGGCGUUGUUGGUCUUCACGGAGUCGUCGGGUUGGAGUUUGUCUGAAAUUUCUCUGCUGUCCGUGGAUUAACGCAAGACUCGACUCCGAAGCGCUGUGAUAUCAAUUUAAGUGUAAAAAUGUGGAUUAUGCUCCUGCAUCACGUGUGAAUAUUUGCCUUUUGGAGGCUGCUUGUUUCCCGGUUUGUGGGUAACGUUAACAUAAACUCGAAAUUCAGUUAAGUCCGGGCAAGACCCAGCGGACACUUGUUGAAAUACAAUUUACCGAGCAAACCUUUGCCCAACCGCUCGUGAGCUUUGCUAACGUUAGUAGCCAGAUUCAGCUAAAGUGGCUAACAACUUUCUCUUAACACCAGGCUAAAUCUUUAGGUACGAAUUGCUUCUAAUACAUGUCCGUUUGAUGUUGACCGAGGUCGAGUGUCGACAAGUUGGCAAAGUGCGUUUGUCAAAACUGUUGAGAUGACACUGACAGCAGCUUAGCUAACUUGGCUAGCUGCAGCUGUUCUCUGGCUCUCCGUUCACCUCCAACGUUAUGUUAGCAGUGACAGCUAACGUCAUGUUAACGUUAGAUUCAAACAAGUGGUUCGCUGGAAAUAUGUCAAUAUGAAGUUAUAUUGUACCAUUAACUUAUUUUUAUCAGCACGUCAGUCUUAGCGAAAGUUGUUAUAAUUAACUUGCAAACACAGAUCAUUUGAAUAGGCUUUAUUUACUCCGCUCUCUAGGGAUAAGAAAACAACUUUUAUUAACGGGCGCUUUAACGUUAGCUUAGCUACGUUAGCUACUAACUAGCUCGGCUUACAGUAACACACUCAGUCCUGAUACUGCAGCCAGCAGAGUUGACUCUGAAUUAACUUUGGCCGACCAGUAAUGUGCGCUAUGUUUUUAAAAGACUCAUGGAUCCACUGCAACGCUCACUGAGAGACUUUAACAAAUAGACUCCCGGCACCGUCUUCCACUUUUAAGUAGCUGAAGUUGUAAAACUGCGGCCCGCGCAAUGUCCGGCUCCCCGGGCACAGGUGGCUCAAACCCCAGGAAGUUCAGCGAAAAGAUAGCGCUGCACAACCAGAAGCAAGCAGAGGAGACGCGAGCCUUUGAGCAGCUGAUGACAGACCUCACUGUUUCAAGGGUGCAGUUUCAGAAGAUCCAGCAGCUACGUUUGUCUCAGUCACGGGCGCAGUACUAUGGAGGCUCUCUGCCUAACGUCAAUCAGAUCGGCAACACCAGCACUGAAUUUCAGGGUGGCUUUCCGUCAGGGUUGGACUCGGUCAGAGGGACCCGCCACCAUGGGCUGGUCGAGAGGGUUCACAGGGACCGCAACCGAAUCAACUCUCCCCAUCGCCGACCCAUUGACAAGCACGGACGGCAGUUAGAGAGUUCUCCGUAUGGAGCCGUGUACCUGUCCCCACCUCUGGACAACAACUGGAGAAGGGAACAGCAGCCAUGGACUGAGGAAAAACGGCCUGGGUUUAGAUUAAUAUCACAACUCAACAGAACCAACUCAGACUCUGCUCUCCAUACGAGCGCUAUGAACCCAAACCCUCAGGACCCCUUUGGCAUGAACCAGCAGAUGGGUCGAGGUCCCCCCCAGCGCAAUGGCUCGCAUGCAGCUAGUGUAAAUGAGGCAGAUGUGGACGGCUCCGGAAAUGUCUUCUCCUUCCCCUCCCUGCCCAACGAUGAGAGUCUAAUAGGUGUCAGUAAGCCCCUUCCCAAGCAGCUGUGGGAGGCCAAGAAGGUCCAGUCUCUGGCAUCAAGGCCUAAAUCAUGUGAAGUGCCUGGAAUCAAUAUAUUCCCGUCUCCGGAGCAGAACCCUGGUCUGUCCCACUACCAGGGCUUGUUAAAUACUGGCGGCUCCCUGCCCGACCUCACCAACCUGCACUUCCCGUCACCACUCUCCACCCCGCUGGACCCUGAGGACAAUGGAGGGUACCCCAACCUCAGCGGGGGCAGCAGCACCGGAAAUCUGCCAGCCGCCAUGAUGCACCUAGGCAUCGGCAACUCACAGGGUCUCUCCUCCUCUCUGAGCAAUCCCUCAAUUCAGGCGUCCCUCAACAACUGCCAGAUGCAGUCGUCGCUCAGCAAUCCCACCAUCAACUCAUCCCUGCGUAUGUCCAACAACUCCCCUCGGCGACGGCCCACUCCCAUCAGCCCCCUCACCCUGUCUCCUGGCACAGAGCAGCGGAGGGGUCUGGCCAAGCAGCUGUCUCCCACCAUGUCCCCCUCACUGUCCCCCAUCACACAGGGAGUUGCUUUGGAUACUUGCAACAUGCCAAGAGAGCCGCCCCCACCCUAUCCGCUCUACCAACAAUCUCAGCAUGCAGUGGACCAGGGCCGACAAUGCCAGCAGCAGCAGCAGCAGCAGCAGCAGCAACACCACCAACAACAACAACAACAACAACACCACCAACAGCAGCAGCAACAACAACAACAGCAGCAGCACCACCAACAGCAGCAGCAACAACAACAACAGCAACAGCAGCAACAACAGCAGCAGCAGCAGCAACAACAACAGCAGCAACAACAACAACAACAACAACAACAACAGCAGCAGCAGCAACCUGUUUCCCCCCUUCAGAGCGUCCCAAUGGAUUUCAACUCGAGCCAACACAACAUGGCAACACUCUUCAGCGACCCCUUCAUGGAACCACAGUACUCCAAUCGCCAGCGCAAGACCCUCCCUUAUCAGUUGGACCAGUUCACUUUGUUGGAAAACGCGAUGAGCUCCACAGCGGGGGGUUCUUGCUUCGACCCUUCCUCCUCUUCCUCCUUGCUCUACUACUCCCAGGCUGCCCUCUCAGGGCUGGGUGGCAGCCAUGGCAGCCUGCAGGACCCAAUGCACAUGAGGUCCAACAUGCUGUACUCCAACUGCAGCGGAGGACUGCCCAACAUCAUACUCACUGAUGACUCCAACCCCAGUCUGUCAAAGGACAUCAGCAGUGCACUCUCUACGGUGCCUGAAUGUUUUGACUCAGAGGGAGGCUUCCCCUUGGAGGACGAGCUGCGUAUCGAGCCCCUCAGCCUGGAUGGUCUGAGCAUGCUCAGUGAUCCCGACAUGGUGCUGCCGGACCCAUCUGUGGAGGAUACUUUCCGCAGUGACAGACUCUGAACAUAGAGAGCGUCACAGGCUUCAAGAAAGUGAACGCACACACGGAUUUGCAGUGUACAGAGUGUACAUAUCUGAAUAUAUGCAUGCAAACAAUCUCUGUAGGGCCACUGCGCAUGCAUCCACUGCCACUAAGAUUAAAUGUGAAAGACAUAACACCAUGUGCACGAUCAUACACACACACUUUUUAAGGAGACUUGUGAACAAACACUGUUUACACCUGCUUCAUGCAAAGUCCAGCUCUGAGUCUGCUCCUCCUCCAGACCGCUUCUCCCCCUCGAACCAAAAAGACUUAGACGAGCAUGUGAGACGACCCUGCGAGGAGCCGAAAACCUCCCGCUUCUUUCUCUCAUCACCAGCUUACAGCCCCCCUGAAGCCAUGGCAACCUCAUCGCCAUGGUUACACACCAUAGCAACCCCAUCGCCAUGCUGAAGAGCAGCAGAAAUGCCAACACACAAUUUACUUUUCUUACAGCUCCAGUAAAUGAGGGAAUGGGAGUCCAGGGCUGUUCUGUAGUUACUGUUCACAGCUGGAGCAGUGGCAUGUCGGUGGUGAAACAUCUGGCAGCCCAGUUUUCUUCAGGUGAAGUAAAAAACAGCUGUGCCGUGGCUACUUCAGGCUGUUGAACAAUCGUAGAAAUGAAGACUAGAGGAGCUUAUGUUUUAAAUGUAUUUCUUUACAAAUGGUAUCAGAUUAUUUUUGAGAUGUUUGCCACAGAGAGAGAGAGAGAGAGAGAUAUGCCUCAAUUUCAGCCUGAUUAGAAUGUAUUUUCAAACUAGAAACAAAAAGGGCAAACUGUUUACAAAGAUGAGAUUUUAAUAAGUAAAUAUUACUUAAGAGAGUACAGAUUUUUGAAUUUCUAAUCAAGAAAUAAAAUUCUAAGAUGUAUUGAAUAGAUGCUAUAUUUUUCCUUGUAAUUUGGAUGGAUAUCCCCCCCUCUCCUCGCUCACAGAUGAGUCAGCUGUGAUUUCCUUUGGCAGAACUCUCACAGCACUGGGACGGCGUCACAAUCCCUUUUUAAAAAGGAGCUUCACAUCUUUAGUUGCUUUUGAAAAUACUUCUAUGUACAUUCAUUGCAUAUGUUUUAUUUUACAUUUUGUACUGACUUGUAAUGGCGCUUGUACUGUACUUUAAAUCUUGUUGUGAAUAAGGGCAUGCGCCGUGCUACUGUGGAUUGAUUAUGUCCUGAAUAUCUUUUUGCAUCCAGCUUUCUGUCCUCGUGUUACAGCAGUACAGUAACCCCCCUCUGUGGCUGAACAGUCAAAGUGACUCAUUCAGAGAGCAGACUGUAAUCAUGUGGACAUCGGACAUCAUGUAACAUUGCACUUAACCUCUUUUGCACUAAUUGGUUCACAGUGUGUAGACUAAUAUUUUUACACCUGGUAAGAGUUUUUUUUUUUUUUUUUUUUUUUAACCUGAUAACCCAAAGAAGUUGAAUGAAUCCAUUAUUAAGAAAAGUGAGACUUUAUGUGACUAUCUAUCUAUCUAUCUUUAUAUAUAAAUAGUCACUGCACAUACACACAUUUAAAAACACCAGCAAUGGGUGGUUAAUUUUGAUAUGAUGUGAGAAAUUUUAUUUUCUGGGCUUUGGUCCUACAGUGAUGUUUUUGUAAAGAGCGCAUAUUUACAGGUGAUUAUGUAAUAACUCGGCCUUUUAGGGCAUGGAGUGCCCCCUACUGUCUCUUUUUAAUAAAGUCAAAGAGCUAUUUUUAAUAUUGCUUCUGAAAAGCAAAUUUCUUACUUUGCUCCUUUAGCUAUGCAACUUUUUUGAAUAAAGUGAAACCUGUUGAACAGGUACAACGUGUACAUUAUGCAGUGUAACAUGGCUUGCAGGUUAAUUUUGUUAUGUUCACAAUGUGGGGGAUCAAAUUUGCUAGAAAUCACAAUAUUACAUGUGUCCAGUGUCCACAGUGUGUGUUGGCUCUCAGUCAAUUAGAUGAGUGUCUGCUCCUGCAGGAUUUGCAUCUAACUGAUCAACAGUCAGAGAACAAGAGCAUUUGUAGUGAAUGAUUUUAAAGGAACUCGUGCAACAUUUUGGAUUGCAGGCAAAAUGGUGCAUGGCACUGUUUGUGUUUAUUUUUGUGUUUUACUUUUCAGUCAGAAGAUGUCAUACCUGCACUGUGUGGACUGUGCGUUCUUUCUGAGAGUAUGAAAGAGACUCGUUGUGAUUAUUUGUCAAAUACAAAAUGAAGAGGGGUGUUGGGGCUAUCGUGAUGUUGUUUUAUAAGAGUUUAUAUUCAGUUUCAGCUAUUAUACAUGUUUACCUGCUCUCUCGUUAACUCUGUAAAACAGUGUGUGAGUGAUGGAGCCACUUUGCAGUUGAAUUUUCCUUUGUUUAUAAUGUUUUGUUUUGUCUGUUCCUCCUUCUGUCCCAGCCUGUUUCCUGCUGUCUAAACGCCUGCCUUCUGCUGCCUUACUUUGUUGUAUUUUGACUUUUCAUAUUCCAGCAGUAAUCUGUAACAGCUAGUAAUAACUUCCCUUUAGCUUUAGCUUUGUUUGGUACUAACUGCCCAUAGUUCUUUUCUGUCACUUAGUCUCACUGUUUCGUUUGUUUGUUUUUGUGGUGUCUUACUUUUUUAGUUGCAUAUUAAAAUGUACAGUUCUGUUAUUUAAAGAAUGUCUUUUCCACUAGUGUUACUACUUUUUUGUAAUGUCAUUUGAGUUUGUUUUUCCCCAAGAUAUAACAUUUUCUUGGUUUGUAACGUAUGUUAUAGUGCUUAUCUUCCUGAUUUAAUAUAAACAAUAAAACUCUAUACUGUGUA
Molecule: messenger RNA, 6043 nt
Organism: Siniperca chuatsi (mandarin fish)
Lineage: Eukaryota; Metazoa; Chordata; Actinopteri; Centrarchiformes; Sinipercidae
Gene: crtc3
Product: CREB regulated transcription coactivator 3
Exons: 15
Coding region: 1175-3283 (702 amino acids)
Biological process (GO): protein homotetramerization; positive regulation of transcription by RNA polymerase II
Cellular component (GO): cytoplasm; nucleus
Molecular function (GO): cAMP response element binding protein binding
Source: RefSeq, a predicted model, not a curated record